Fraxinus pennsylvanica is the source of this 600-nucleotide messenger RNA. The record is from the annotation of a GenBank genome assembly. Lineage: Eukaryota; Viridiplantae; Streptophyta; Magnoliopsida; Lamiales; Oleaceae.
AUGGUGCUCUGGGAGAUUACAUUGGGAACGGCCUAUUUUCUGGGUCUGAAACGAACAUACAGACUGGCUCUCAAGAUUCAGCGCAAGCUUAUUAGUCCCAAGCAUCCUAAGAUCCGUCAAUUUGCUCAAAGACGAACUCGUGCUGCAUUUGAUGUUGCACUCACAGUUCAUCGCAAUAUACAAGAAAGGGAUAUUGAAGUUGGGCGAAAUCUUGGCAAUUGGAUCCUUCGUUGGCUUGAUAAAAUGAAACCAUCAGCUCAAAUCCGAGUAAAGCACCCCUCAGACAGGACUGCCAACAAAAACAUAAAAAAGCCGUUGAAUAACUCGUCACACCUGAACAAUCAAGGAGGGUUUCCCAAAUCCAGUUCAAGAAGUCAGUAUAAGGAAUCCGCUAGGCAUCUUUUUACAGCGGCAAGGAACGUGUGGCCAAAACCCUUUCCUACAGUUGCAAUGAUGAUGCGACCAAUGAGGCCAGCUGGAAGUAACAUUCAGUACAGGCAAUUCAGCACUGGAGCCUCUGAGGCUUUCACCGUGGAUUUUGGAAAAUUUGGUUUUGGAGUAAUUAGGAAUGAUAUAAGGCAAUGGAUUCUGCAGAGCUAA